AUGAGUAAACGAGCAUCAAAACGUGCAUCGGAGUCAUCAAACAACAAUGACAUCGAGCCUCGUUCCUCCUCUCAACAUAUGAUUAUUAAAAAACAUUUUAUUGUUUUUGUAUUGGGAGAUAUUGGUCAUAGUCCGAGAAUGCAAUAUCACUCGUUAUCAAUAGCUAAAAUGAACGAGAUGAAUCAUCACGUAGAUUUUGUUGGAUUGUAUGACUCGGAUCCUCAUGAACAAGUUCUAAAUCAGAAAAAUUUGAAAAUCAAUCGAUUGGCUUCUCAAUGGUGGAAUUGGGUGAAUUAUUUCAUGAGAAUUCACUUUUUGUUUUUCUUGUUGUUUGCUCCUUUGAAAGUGAUUUUGCAAUUUCUUGUCAUGUCCAUUCAAUUAUCGUGCAUUAUUAACAGAAAUCCUUUUGGAAAAGAAUACACUCCAAAGAAAAUAUUAUUGACUCAGAAUCCUCCAGCAAUUCCUACAUUAUUUUUGUUUUGGUUAUUACAGAAAAUUCAUCUCAUUAAGCUUGAUGAGUAUAUUAUUGAUUGGCAUAAUUAUGGAUUUUCCAUUUUGGCUCUAUCAAGAAAAAACAAGUAUCUGAUAAAGUUUGCUCAGUACUUGGAGUUUAGCUUUGUUCGAGGUUGUGCGACACAUCAUUUGUGCGUAUCAGAAAAACUAAAGGAAGAUCUUGUUAAGAGACUGAAAAUAGAUCCCAAUAUUGUGACAGUAAUGUACGAUAGACCUCCUGAAAUGUUUGGAAAGAAUCUGUCAUCCAAUGAAAGAACAGAGCUUUUGGAAAAUGUGUUAAAAAUCGACACGAGCCGAAAUUUUAAGCUCAUUAUCAGUAGCACGAGUUGGACUGAAGAUGAAGAUUUUUCAGUGCUAUUAUCAUCAAUUAUUGAUCUUGAAAACAAACUUAAGGAUCUGUCUCCACCGCUUUAUUUAGAAUUUGUAAUAACAGGAAAAGGGCCUCAAAAAGAAUAUUAUCUAAAGAAAAUUGCUUCACUUAACCUUAAAUUCUGCAGAAUUCAAACUGGAUAUCUUUCAUAUUCAGACUACUCGAAAUUACUAGCAUCGAGCGAUGUUGGAGUUUGCCUUCAUUACUCAAGCUCAAAACUCGAUCUUCCAAUGAAAGUUGUGGACAUGUUCGGUAGCAAUUUACCUGUAUGUGCAAUUGAAUAUGACGCAUUACCUGAGCUCGUCAAACAUGGACAAAAUGGUUACAUUUUCAAAAACAAGAAAGAGUUAACGGAAUAUUUGGAUGAGCUGUUACUAUCUCCUGAAGGUAGUAAAAAGCUCAAAUCUAUGAAGGAACAUUUAAAACAGAAUUUUCAAACUCAUAGAUGGGACGACGAAUGGAGCAGCAAAGUACGACCAUUGCUUUAA
Molecule: messenger RNA, 1371 nt
Organism: Naegleria fowleri
Lineage: Eukaryota; Heterolobosea; Eutetramitea; Acrasida; Naegleriidae
Exons: 1
Coding region: 1-1371 (456 amino acids)
Cellular component (GO): endoplasmic reticulum
Molecular function (GO): mannosyltransferase activity
Source: RefSeq, a predicted model, not a curated record